UAUUUGGUCAGGACUUAAAUGACAUGAAAAAAGUUCAAUGGCACGUGAAAAGUUUAGAUUAACCUCGUGUAGGGUUUGCCAAACUGUUGAAAGCAUCUUGCCAAACAUCCAACUUCAUGUGGUUACAUCAGAGUUAAGUGGUUUUAUUCAUGUCAAAAAUAUUUACUAUGACUGAAUCAACCUGACUACACAUUUAGUUACAUGUAUAAUAACAUUUAAUUACACUAAUUUUAAAGAGUCAUGUGAGGUAAAAAUAGCUCCUUAAGUUAACAACAAAUGAAUCAUGCGCUGUUGUUUGCAUGUUAUCAAAUCUCUUUCCAAAAUAACAAUAAUCGAUAAACAAUGAAUAGCCUUUUUAGAAUGUAGUUUCACAUCUAUUCAGUAGUCUGUAUUACACCUGCCUUAACUUCCUCAUAUCCAGAAACACGCACAUAAUUAUACAAACCAUUACUUGCUAUUGGGCAGUGUCAAAAUGUUCAACUUAAACUACACCGCCUAUAAUUGAGAAAGCCACGUGCGAAAAUGUGUUUGGGAGAAACUGUGUCACUGGGCCACGAGGCUCUUGGUGGGGUCACAUGGACACAUUUCGAGCCUCGUGCAGCAGGGGCGAACCCGUUGCGCCUGCGCACAUCGGAUCGAGGCAGUCUGAGCAAAACCGGGCCGACUUGACAGAGCACUUCAGAUCGACACGGAUUGGUCGAGUGAAUGGACGGGCGCCCUGCGUGCGACACUUUCAUUGAAUGAAAUACAUUUCCUUGAAACACUAGCUUAAAGCUGUGAACUAGUCUUCAUUCUUUUCAGCAUCUAUUAGAUGCGCAAUUGUUUUAUCUGAUUUUAGGAGGGUAACUACAAAUAUGAGUCGAUUCUGAAUAAGAACCGAUCUAAACGAAAAUAGAACUGCAUCUAGAGAGACGGAGAGACAGCAUCACUUGUCAAGGUGUUGCAGCUAAUAUUCUUCCUUGAGUAGCUGAAUGACUUUACUGGGGCUCAAUAUGACCACAGCAGUAGACACGAACAACACAGGUGGGGUAAUAUCGUACAUCGGAUCAUGCGGAGGUUCCCCGAACCGCACCAGCCCUGUGUCCAUGUACAGUGAAAAUUCCAACAGCAGCAUGCAGUCCUUCUCACAGCCCUGCUUCGGAUUUCCACCAUCCCCCAAUGGAUCCCACGAUUCCUCGCGCAUGUACACCAGCAGCAGCAGCAGUUCGAGUUCGGGAUCAGGUGAGGACGGAAACUCCUCAUGUUCUGGCGGAUCCCCGAGAGGCCGUGACGACGGCGGAAGUGCACGCAACUCUCCCAACAAAUCAGUCGCCACACUUACCAAGCUGAAUGGAAUGGUGUUGUUAUGCAAAGUGUGUGGAGAUGUGGCUUCUGGAUUUCAUUAUGGUGUCCACGCCUGUGAGGGAUGCAAGGGUUUCUUUCGACGCAGCAUCCAGCAGAAUAUCCAGUACAAGAAGUGCCUAAAAAACGAAACUUGUACAAUUAUGAGAAUCAACCGGAACAGGUGUCAGCAGUGCCGCUUCAAAAAGUGUCUGUCUGUGGGCAUGUCCCGUGAUGCUGUUCGUUUCGGCCGUAUCCCUAAACGCGAAAAACAGCGGAUGCUCGCUGAGAUGCAAAACGCCAUGAACAACAUGGUGAACAAUCAGUUGCAGAACGAAUUCCAGUUGGCCAGCAUCACAUCCAACACCCCCUGUUCUUCUUCUCUAUCCACUUCCUCAUCUUCGUGCCCGAGUCUUACGGUGGGACCCCAGGCCCUGGCAGGCCCUGUAGCACCGUCUCCUUCCCCUACAGCUUCCCCUUCAUCCCCCACAGUCUCCUCUUCUCCACCGCUUUGCCCCAGCCCAGGUGUUGACAGAACGAUAGCAGCCAUAACCAGGGCACAUCGCGAGACCUUCAUCUACGGCCAUGAUAAAUUCGGUCAGACGCUGCUGUCUCAUAACGAAGAGAUGGACAACCGAAGCAGCAACCGCUGUGCGGCCGGAUACCACCUCAAUGGCCAAAACACCAUUUACCACAAUGAUAAUAACGUUAACCAUCAUCGUAACAACUUUGAGGCAUCACCAGAAAACAGCCAUCAUUUUCAUUCCUCCUCGGUGUCUGGACAUCUCCCGCAUGGAGUGCUGCACAAUAACAACAGUAACAUCCACGGGGUUGAUCAAGAAAUGAACGGCAGCUCCCAAGGUCAUAACUGUCCGUGGAAAAACCGCAAGGAGAUUUUGCUGGCUUGUCCAAUGAACAUGCACCCUUACGCAGACCCCAACAAAACGCCACAGGAAAUUUGGGAAGACUUUUCUCUUAGCUUCACGCCAGCUGUGCGAGAGGUGGUGGAGUUUGCCAAACACAUCCCAGGAUUCAGCACAUUAUCCCAGAACGACCAGGUCACUUUGCUGAAAGCUGGAACUUUUGAGGUCCUCAUGGUACGCUUCGCCUCUCUAUUCAACGUAAAGGAAAAGAGUGUAACAUUUAUCUCUGGUGCAAACUACAGCCUGGAGGCUCUGAAAAGCAUGGGCAUGGGCGAUCUUCUGGGCAUCAUGUUUGACUUCAGUGAAAAACUUAAUGCAUUAGAGCUGUCAGCAGAAGAGCUGGGACUCUUCACUGCAGUGGUGCUGGUAUCUGCUGAUCGCUCUGGAAUUGAAAACGUGAAUUCAGUGGAGAUCCUUCAGGAAAGUCUUAUCCGGGCCCUUCGGACCCUCAUCACCAAGGGCGGCCCUGGCGACGCCUCCCGAUUCACCAAGCUGCUGCUCAAGCUUCCAGACCUGCGCACGCUGAAUAACAUGCACUCGGAAAAGCUGCUUUCAUUCCGGAUUGACGCGUGAAGUCACAGAUCCCCUAGUGGUAGUUGGUCACCACAGAUGAUGACUAGAUGGAGAACUGGUAGAAGAGAAACCACCAGAGAGCAGAAUGCAUUGGAUGACACAUCUGAAAGGACACUUAAAGGCAAUAGGGCGUAAUUGCCAUUAAUUGCCAGAUAGAGGGAAAGACUUACUCGAAAUUGCUACAACCCAUGAGGUACUUAGCACAGGUGACAACUCUAUAUGGGACCCUUGGUCAAACAGAGGAAUGCAUUGGGAACAAGUACAAAAUGCACCAGCUGCAAAAUGUUUUCUUGUACCCAGGGUUCCUGCUCACCAAUAUGUACAGAAUAAAAGAUCCUUUUAACUAUAAUGCAAAUUUUAAACUAUAUGUGGUUUUAUCCUUCACACAUAUUUCUUGUGACUUUAAUGUAUGUAAAUACAUGUAAAUAAUAUAUACAUAUUUUAAAUGUAUUACAGUGUAUAAUAUAUAUUUUUUUGUAAAGUUUAUGUGCUAAAUGCAAAUUAUAUAUAUAUAUAAAUGGGCACAAACAUAUAAGUAGAAUGUAUGAAUAUUAUAGAACAACAUCCAGAUAUGUAUUUAAGAUGUCAUUUAAAUCAUAAAAGGCAUUUUAUGAAAC
Messenger RNA from Misgurnus anguillicaudatus (oriental weatherfish), 3433 nucleotides. RefSeq names its product nuclear receptor subfamily 1, group d, member 1 (gene nr1d1). The record is from RefSeq and is a predicted model, not a curated record. Gene Ontology annotation, molecular function: nuclear receptor activity; RNA polymerase II cis-regulatory region sequence-specific DNA binding; zinc ion binding. NCBI's taxonomy places the organism in Eukaryota, Metazoa, Chordata, Actinopteri, Cypriniformes, Cobitidae. Gene Ontology annotation, biological process: hormone-mediated signaling pathway; cell differentiation; positive regulation of transcription by RNA polymerase II.